AAAAGGAAAAGGGAAAGGGGAGAUCGGUCAGCGACACCUUAGUAUGCACGAUCUCGAAUUUGACCUGCGACUUCAACUUCAAAUCAACGACUGGACAAGAUGGACGAGAGCGAAGACAAAGCAGGGAACCCGGGGAUCUGACCAAGCCAUUCUUCUGCCAGGCACUUCUCAACGUGUUCUUUUGCGAUGCCUGGGGCCGGUCGAUGGUCGGCCCCGUCACGGCGUAAAAACUGCCGGGCAGAACACUUGCAGGGCUGAACGGUAUCUUGCGGGAGUUUCGGGUUCGGGGCUGUUGGUCGGGGGUAUUGUAAAUCUCCACCAGACGGCGAUGAUGAUGUCUGCCUCCAAGAUCGAGGCGAAGAAAUCCGUUCCACCGAUCGGCCUAGAAUUUGGAGAAUGGAGUGGCCUAGCAAUGGUCUUUACCAUCUCAGGUGAUUCCAGCCCCAUAUGGUCCGCAGGAAAGCGACUCAAGGGAUUUUUGAUGGUUUCAGUGCUUUUCUGUCCACAUGGUUUCAAGGAGCGCUCCAUCGGCGGUUCCAGUGUGAGCCAUUUGCAGUUUGGGAUUGAAAUCGACAAGCAAAUUGGCUACUUGCGCGUAGAUAGACCAGGCUGAUGCGACAGUACAAUCGGUCAACGGUGGUGAGAAUGGCUGGCGCCUACAUUGUCCACUCACAAUGUCCGUUAGGGGGCAUCAAAGAAACAAUCAGAAACCACUUGUAUGAGGUGGGGCCGACUAGUUAUCCACACGAAUCACCAUGAUGAUAACAGGCGCAGUGAUAGGUGAGAUCGAUGCGACCUGGAGGAAGUCGGUC
This is a messenger RNA of Aspergillus campestris IBT 28561, 812 nucleotides long. RefSeq lists its product as uncharacterized. Lineage: Eukaryota; Fungi; Ascomycota; Eurotiomycetes; Eurotiales; Aspergillaceae. The transcript is spliced from 5 exons. The record is from RefSeq and is a predicted model, not a curated record. Bases 44 to 613 code for a protein of 189 amino acids.